This is a messenger RNA of Eleginops maclovinus (Patagonian blennie), 949 nucleotides long. It is a transcript of the gene snrpb, whose product is annotated as small nuclear ribonucleoprotein polypeptides B and B1. The transcript has 7 exons. Gene Ontology annotation, molecular function: RNA binding. Gene Ontology annotation, biological process: mRNA splicing, via spliceosome. NCBI's taxonomy places the organism in Eukaryota, Metazoa, Chordata, Actinopteri, Perciformes, Eleginopidae. Bases 146 to 862 code for a protein of 238 amino acids. Gene Ontology annotation, cellular component: catalytic step 2 spliceosome; U4/U6 x U5 tri-snRNP complex; U2 snRNP. The record is from RefSeq and is a predicted model, not a curated record.
CUCGAACUACCUCUGCGAAGCCGCAGUUGGAGCGUCACUUCCUGUGAAUCUCUCAUAAAGACGGGCUUGGCGGAUACUCCGCAGGUCGAAUUUUUCUGGUUUGUUUGGUGAAUCCGUCUGCAUCGCAGCCACCAGAACCGCAAACAUGACGGUGGGGAAGAGCAGCAAGAUGCUGCAGCACAUCGACUUUAGGAUGAGGUGCAUCCUGCAGGACGGCCGGAUCUUCAUCGGCACGUUCAAGGCCUUCGACAAACACAUGAACCUGAUCUUGUGUGACUGCGACGAGUUCAGGAAGAUCAAGCCUAAGAACUCAAAGCAGCCUGAGCGUGAGGAGAAGAGGGUUCUGGGUCUGGUUCUGCUGCGCGGGGAGAACCUGGUCUCCAUGACGGUGGAGGGCCCACCCCCUAAAGAUACGGGCAUUGCUCGCGUCCCAUUGGCCGGCGUAGCGGGAGGUCCAGGUGUGGGUCGCGCGGCGGGUCGUGGUGUUCCGGCCGGCGCUCCGAUGCCUCAGGCUCCGGCCGGGCUCGCUGGGCCAGUCAGAGGAGUGGGCGGGCCUUCCCAGCAGGUGAUGACCCCCCAGGGCAGAGGGACGGUUGCUGCGGCAGCAGCAGGCGCCAGCAUUGCCGGCGCCCCAACACAGUACCCCCCUGGCAGAGGAGCCCCGCCCCCGAUGGGCCGAGGAGCCCCACCCCCAGGUAUGAUGGGCCCGCCCCCUGGCAUGAGGCCUCCGAUGGGACCCCCAAUGGGGAUGCCCCCUGGUCGAGGAGCUCCAAUGGGAAUGCCCCCCCCUGGCAUGAGGCCGCCGCCACCCGGCAUGAGAGGACCACCCCCACCCGGGAUGAGACCGCCUCCCCGCCCCUGAAGCCCAUCUUCGGACUGACCUGUUGUAUAGGUUUUUUUGUUUUAAUGUUUUGUGUUUUUUAAAUAAAGUUUUUUCAGGAUGUUUGAA